Brassica oleracea var. oleracea is the source of this 1010-nucleotide messenger RNA. Its product is annotated as 14-3-3-like protein GF14 lambda. Gene Ontology annotation, cellular component: cytoplasm. NCBI's taxonomy places the organism in Eukaryota, Viridiplantae, Streptophyta, Magnoliopsida, Brassicales, Brassicaceae. Bases 63 to 809 code for a protein of 248 amino acids. The record is from RefSeq and is a predicted model, not a curated record. Gene Ontology annotation, biological process: signal transduction. The transcript is spliced from 4 exons.
AUUUCCUCACCAAAAAAAAAAAAAAAAAUCAAUCUCUCUCUCUCUCUCACUUUCUCUCUCCAAUGGCGGCGACACUAGGCAGAGACCAGUACGUCUACAUGGCCAAGCUCGCCGAGCAGGCCGAGCGCUACGAGGAGAUGGUCAACUUCAUGGAGAAGCUCGUCACAGGCGCCACACCAUCCUCCGAGCUCACCGUCGAAGAGCGUAACCUCCUCUCCGUGGCCUACAAGAACGUGAUCGGAUCCCUACGCGCCGCGUGGCGCAUCGUGUCCUCGAUCGAGCAGAAGGAGGAGAGCCGCAAGAACGAGGAGCACGUGGCGCUCGUGAAAGACUACAGAUCCAAGGUGGAGACGGAGCUCUCCUCCGUCUGCGAAGGGAUACUAAAGCUUCUCGAGGAGAAUCUGAUUCCCUCUGCGGCGGCGAGCGAGUCGAAGGUGUUUUAUCUGAAGAUGAAAGGGGAUUACCAUAGGUACAUGGCGGAGUUUAAGGCCGGCGAGGAGAGGAAAGCCGCGGCUGAGGAUACCAUGGUUGCUUACAAGGCUGCUCAGGAUAUUGCAGCUGCUGAUAUGGCGCCUACUCAUCCGAUUAGGCUUGGUUUGGCGUUGAAUUUCUCCGUGUUUUACUAUGAGAUUCUUAAUUCUUCCGACAAGGCUUGUGACAUGGCCAAACAGGCUUUUGAAGAAGCCAUAGCUGAGCUUGACACUCUGGGAGAAGAGUCGUACAAAGACAGCACUCUCAUUAUGCAGUUGCUCAGGGACAAUCUCACCCUCUGGACCUCCGAUAUGCAGGAGCAGAUGGACGAGGCGUGAGGAUCUUGAGGAAGGGAGAGUGUUAUGAGCCAUCAUCCCCCAUAACCUUUGCUCAAAACUGUUGAACCAAGAAGUAUUUUUUAAGUGUUUAUGAAGAUUUAUGUGCACAGCUUGAUGAUGAUUGAUGAUCUACUCUAUUUAAUAUUGUCUUAAACUAUGUUCUCUAAGGAUUUGUCAUCUCUUGACUUUUUGCUUAAGCCU